AUGAGUGACAGUGCAAACGAAAAAAGAAAGGCUGUAAGAGAUGCAUUCAUUCACGCAUUCAAAGGAUAUGAACAUGUUUGGGGAAAGGAUGAAUAUAGACCAGUAAGCAAAGGUUAUCAUAAUUGGAUUGCUAGCUCAAAAGGUUUUGGUAUGACACUGAUUGAUUCACUUGAUACAAUGGUUAUCAUGGGUUUGAAACAACAAUAUGAAAAAUCAUUGAAUUAUGUUAAGAAUGACAUGCCUUCAUUUUCAACAAUUAAUGGUGGAAUUAGUGUUUUUGAAACAACUAUUCGUGUUGUUGGAGGUUUUGUGAGUGCGUAUGAUUUGACAAAGGAAAAGAUCUUCCUCGAAAAAGCCAAAGAUAUGGCUGACAGAUUACUUCCUGCCUUCUCUUCACCAACUGGUAUUCCAUAUUCGGAAAUUAACUUGAAGACUGGAUCCAAAAAGACAUUUGCUUGGGCUAAUAAUUGUGCAAUUUUGAGCGAACUUGGUUCUCUUCAAUUGGAAUUCAGAAGAUUGAGUGAAUUGACUGGGGAUAUGAAGUAUCAUAAUGCUGUAACUAAGGUUAUGGAUAUCAUGGAAAGCAAAAAGCCAGACAAUGGAUUAUAUCCACUCAAAAUAUCUCCAACUUCUGGAAGUUGGUGUUCUAACUAUGUUUCUUUGGGUGCUUUGGGAGAUUCAUUCUAUGAAUAUUUAUUGAAACAAUGGUUGUUGAAUAGAGGAACAAAGGGUGCUGAAAAAUAUAGAUUCAUGUACAUGGCAACUUUGAAGGGUAUCUUUGAGAAUAUGGUUAUCAAAUCCAACCAAGGAUAUACCUAUGUUGCAGAAUACGAAGGUAGAGCUCAUCACAAGGUUGACCAUUUGGCAUGUUUUGCAGCUGGUAUGUUUGCAUUGGGUGGUUAUUUCAAUGUUUCCACUCCUGGAUUCCAAAUCUCAAAUAAGCGUCAAAUUGAAACUGGUGCUGAAUUCACAAGAACAUGUUAUGAAACUUAUGCUCAAAUGCCUUCAGGAAUUGGACCAGAAACUUUCCACUUUGACACUGCCAGCGGUAAAUUUAACCCUGGUGUCUCUACUUAUUUAUUAAGACCAGAAACAGUUGAAAGUAUUUUCAUCAUGUACAGAGUUACUGGUGAUGAAAAGUACAGAGAAUGGGGAUGGAAGAUUUUCCAAGCAAUUGAAUCAAAAUGCAAAAUUGCCUCUGGUGGUUACAGUGGACUUCGAAAUGUAGCAACACAGUCUCCAGUUCACGACGAUUUCCAACAAUCAUUCUUCUUGGCUGAAACAUUGAAAUAUCUCUAUUUAUUAUUCUCUCCAAAACAUAUCAUUCCAAUUGACAAGUUUGUUUUCAAUACUGAAGCUCACCCAAUUCGUGUUACUCCAACCAAUCAUUAA
Molecule: messenger RNA, 1392 nt
Organism: Naegleria gruberi
Lineage: Eukaryota; Heterolobosea; Eutetramitea; Acrasida; Naegleriidae
Exons: 1
Coding region: 1-1392 (463 amino acids)
Biological process (GO): carbohydrate metabolic process; N-glycan processing
Cellular component (GO): Golgi membrane; endoplasmic reticulum
Molecular function (GO): mannosyl-oligosaccharide 1,2-alpha-mannosidase activity; calcium ion binding
Source: RefSeq, a predicted model, not a curated record